GAGAGAAGAAAACAUCGCCGCUGCUCAGAUGGAUCAGAUGGCUUAGCUGAAACUGCUCGUUAAAAAAGACAACAACAACAGACUAGUUUAAGUCUCUGAUAACGCUCUACAUGGGCAACUUCUCUGUCACUGACAAGCGCUUCAGCUGCUCCUGUUCAGACAUUAAAGCGAUUUGGGGAUCCAGUCCUCGGUGAAGGCUGCUCCUGACAGGUGCGCGCAGUGCGCAGAGAGGAUGGGCAGACGCGAGGCGGACAGCAGAGGCGCAAUGAACACCAGUGACCGCUCCGAGCUCGGCUGCUUGCAGGACGCGGCGUCCAGCGGCCACCGAGCCGGCGGGGAGUCUCCGAGGCUGGGCAGCCACCGUCCCUGCAGCGCGGACAACCGGCAGAGAAACCCAGAGGACGCGGAGGCGGCGGGCCGGGCACCGACGGCCGCGGCGCCGAUGGAAGUGAAGAAGCACCAGCACAAACACAACUUGAAACAUCGCUACGAAGUGAUGGAGACUCUGGGGAAAGGCACCUACGGCAAAGUGAAGAAGGCGGUAGAGAGGGCGAGCAUGAAGACGUUGGCGAUCAAGUCGAUCCGCAAGGAGCGCAUCACUGAUGACCUGGACAAAAUUCACAUCCAGAGAGAGAUCGAGAUCACCUCCUCGCUUAGGCACUCCAACAUCAUACGCUUCCACGAGGUGUUUGAGAGCCGGGAUAAGAUUGUGAUAGUGAUGGAGUAUGCCAGCAGAGGAGAGCUGUACGAUUACAUCCAGGAGAGGAGGAGACUGCCAGAAACAGAAGCCAGAAGCAUCUUCAGACAAAUCACAUCUGCUGUCCACUACUGCCACAAGAACGGUGUUGUGCAUCGAGACCUCAAACUGGAGAACAUCCUUUUAGAUCAAGAUCUGAAUGUAAAGCUGGCUGACUUUGGCCUGUCCAAUCAUUUCCGGAGGGGCACUCUGCUGCAGACCUACUGUGGAAGUCCACUCUAUGCUGCGCCAGAGAUAGUGAAAGGACUGCCAUACCAGGGGCCAGAGGUGGACUGCUGGGCACUGGGGGUCUUGCUCUAUGCCCUGGUGUACAGCAGCAUGCCAUUUGAUGGGGGCAGUCACACCACCCUCACUGAGCAGAUCAGCCAAGGUCGCUACCACAGACCCAACCCUCCCUCAGACGCCUGCGCUCUUAUCGACUGGUUGUUGACAGUACGUGUGGACGAGAGAGCCACGAUAGAGGAUGUGGCCAACCAUUGGUGGGUGAACUGGGGUUACGAAGAGAGUGUGUGUGACUGCUCUUCAUCUCCACGCCAAGAAUGCCCCUCCCCCCUGCUGGCUCGCUACAUCGACUGGCAGAAUCGGGUCGUUGCCGCCAGCGAGAUGGCCAUUGACCCAGAGUGUCUCUCCACGGAGUCCUCCCGUCCGACUCAGUGCUCUCACCACUCUUUUUACUUCAGCUUACCUCUAAAGAGCGACCGUGGAGGAGGAGGAGGAGGAGGAGGUGGUGGAGUAGGAAGAGCACGCGGAGGAAUGUCAAGCCUCAGGAAGUCGCGCAAAGAGAAUGCAAUUCCCCAGACUGCACAGGGAGCAUGCGGUGGUGUUGGUGCAACAGCUGCCUCCUCUGCUGUGAUUUCCUCCACGUCCACCAUUGAGAGAAAGAAACCCAAAGGUAUUCUGAAACCACAGAGGAGUUUUGACUCAGUCUUUCACAGCCCUCCUAAAGAAAACUCUCCCUCCCAGCCACGUAGCACCUCUCUCCAGCCUUAUCGAACACAUACACUUGCCCAAACACACGCUGAAGUCCUGUCUGCAAGUUUGCCGUCUCCCUCUACAUUCAGUCAGCCCUCAUCUAAAAUGCCCAAGAAGGGGAUACUGAAGAACUUGUAUGGAGGGGAGUCAGGUUAUGGCUCACCCUCAGACAGAAGGGGCUCUGGAGCAGGAGUAAAAGAGGGCGAUGCAAGUGAUUUGUGCUCCCACAAACAGGACAUUUGUCUCCCAGCAGCAGCAGACAGUCCCACCAUGCGCACAGAGGCAGUAAGAAGAAGGAAGGGUAUUCUGAAACGCAAUGGCAAGUUUUCACGCAGUCUGGAUCUUCCUGAUGACCACUACUCAUCUCCCUCUUCGGCCCCAGCGAUGUUCCCCGAGGCUCUGCAGCAGCUCCUCCAGGCCGCAGGGGGUGCUGAGGGCCGCCGUAGCCGCCCCUCCAGCGUGGUGAGCGAGGACAGCCUCUUCUCUUCCGAUUCCUUUGACCUGCUGGACCUCAGCGCCCAGUCACGUCGCAGGAUCUUCUCCCGGGGGAUACAGCACAGCGCCUGCAGCUCUGAGGAAGACCUGGAGGAGCUCAGAGCUGAGGCAGACAGGGCUGGUGAAGAUGGAGAAGGACAGAAGAAAAUGCUAACAUAAGAGACAUAAGUUCAAUCUUUUCUGAUUAUCAGUGCCUGCCAUCUUGAAAAGACUUAAUGAACUCUGGAAAGGUUGCAUCUCUAAUUCUUGGACUCUCCGGAGAAUUGUACUGUCAGUGAAAAACACCAUUUCUUGGCAAAUAUGAUAAAUUAAAGUGUACUCUCUUACAAUUUAACUGUAUUGUGAAUGUGAGGCAGAACAGAGAGUUACAUGAUAUUAAGUGGAACCCAAAGGGGAUCCAGUAUCUGCGGUAUUGCAGAGAAAAGUGGACAAACAGUAUGAACUUGCGCUAACCUCACCUGCACUACAAAUCCUCUUUUUAGAUUUUAGCAGAUCUCCAUUCAGAUAAGCCUUUAGAGUCUGAAUCUGGAUGCUGUAAUCUGGUAAAGUUAACACUGCAGGUUUUUGGAAAACUGACGAGAAGUAUAAACGAGCGCCAACGAGCAAGUGUGUCAAUAGUGACAAUAAACUGACUAGAUAGACAGCUCUAUUGUGAGGAUAAAUUCUGCUAAACUGUUUUAAUACUUCUAACUCACUAACACUUAAGCCUAUUUAGCAUUUAUAAGCAUUAUAUAAACAUUUAACUGAUAGUUUGUGACUAACUGAAAUAUAGUUGUAUGCAGAUAUAAGGACAUUUUUAAGUGUUUACUAAUGUUACAGCAUUUGUCAGUUGGUGUUAUCUGCAUACGACUACAUCAUAAUGUGUCAUAAACCAUUUAUCAAAUCUUUAUAUACUGCUUAUAAAUGUUUAAUAGGCGGGGUUAAAGUACAGUUUUAUCUAUUUCACCAUGUUAUUGAGUAUAUUUGUACUACACAGUAUUACACUGUGCACAAUUUGCUCCUUUGCACCAACAGACACAGUGUGAAUAGCAGAUGGAUCACAUUGCUUUUUACCGUGACACCACCAACGCUGCUGUGGACGUUUAAAAAAAAACUGUUGAUGUAUGCAGUAGAUGUAUGCAAUUUUAAAUCUGUAAUUUUCAUACUGUGAGAAGCAAAUUCAUUUUGUUCAAGCAUUUCAUUUUUUUUAAGUAAAUAAAUUAUGUGAAAUUGAA
This is a messenger RNA of Lates calcarifer (barramundi perch), 3438 nucleotides long. Its product is annotated as NUAK family SNF1-like kinase 1. Gene Ontology annotation, cellular component: cytoplasm. The record is from RefSeq and is a predicted model, not a curated record. Gene Ontology annotation, biological process: protein phosphorylation; intracellular signal transduction; microtubule cytoskeleton organization. The transcript has 7 exons. Gene Ontology annotation, molecular function: tau-protein kinase activity; protein serine/threonine kinase activity; ATP binding. Bases 233 to 2383 code for a protein of 716 amino acids. NCBI's taxonomy places the organism in Eukaryota, Metazoa, Chordata, Actinopteri, Centropomidae.